Messenger RNA from Peronospora matthiolae, 684 nucleotides. The record is from the annotation of a GenBank genome assembly. NCBI's taxonomy places the organism in Eukaryota, Oomycota, Peronosporomycetes, Peronosporales, Peronosporaceae.
AUGUUGGACGCAGGAGACGACAGCUUUCACGUCAAACGUGUAGACUACUCUCACAUGAGUGACUCAGAAUGGGAGGUAGUUGGCCGCAUGAGUGUGCUCAUGGGCGAACCCGCCAUCAGUGGCACGUUCGAGUCUCUAAGCGGAGACCAGCAGCAUGCUGCUAUCAACAAGUUCCUACAAGGGGAACUUGCCGUCGAAGGACAGAAGAUAGCCUUGCUACAGCAGCAACGCUCUCAUCAGUCGAUGGGCGGGCCGACGCACAUGUGUCGACCCGAAACCUUGAAGAUUGAUAUCUCAAGGUACAAGGGAACCGAUGAAGAUUCCCUUUUGAGAUGGUUCGUUGAGUUAGACGAUGCCAUCAGGGCCCGUCACAUCGAGGGUGACGAGAUGCAAGUCACCUUCGCCCUUUCAAAUUUGACGGGACGAGGAAAGACUUGGGCCUUAGCGCUCAAGCUUCACGACCAAAACUUGUUUGAGUCGUUGGAGAUCUUGAAGUCGCGGCUUAAAGAGACGUUUGAGCCGCCGAGAGCCGAGUCCAGAGCACGCUCUGCACUCUUGGGGCUAAAGCAAGGUAAGCGUGACGUGCACGCUUGCGCACAGCACCUCCGCUACCUUGCAAGAAGCAUUACAAAAACCCUGAUGAUGAGCAUACGCUUAUCAACGUGUUCAUCUACGGCCUUGUAG